GACAAAGUAUUAAUAGUCGGCCUCGUUGCCCUCUAUCAUAGAAAACGCUUUCGGAGGUUCCGGUGUUGUCUUCGUGAUUAGUUUCACGCUCAACUAAAGUCGAAAAGCUAGUACAACAUGGCCCGUACCAAGCAGACUGCUCGUAAAUCUACUGGAGGAAAAGCGCCAAGGAAGCAGCUUGCGACCAAGGCCGCCAGGAAGAGUGCGCCAUCCACGGGAGGCGUGAAGAAACCCCAUCGUUACAGGCCCGGAACUGUGGCUCUGAGGGAGAUCCGUCGCUACCAGAAGUCCACUGAGUUGUUGAUCCGCAAACUUCCCUUUCAGCGCCUGGUGAGGGAAAUUGCUCAGGAUUUCAAGACUGACCUGCGCUUCCAGAGUGCUGCUAUUGGCGCUCUUCAGGAGGCCAGUGAGGCCUACCUUGUGGGUCUGUUUGAGGACACAAACCUGUGCGCAAUCCAUGCCAAGCGUGUCACCAUCAUGCCCAAAGACAUCCAGCUGGCACGUAGGAUAAGGGGAGAGAGGGCCUAAGUGGCUAAUGACUCCAUUGUCAUGACAAAUGAUCCUAUUUAUCAUACUUAACCAUUUUGUGGACUUUUAUUUUCUUGGCUUUUUUUUUUUUUUUUUAAACAGUUGUUUUUUGUUUUGUUUUUUUACUUGACACAAAUCAAUCAUUCCGCAAGUGCGAGCCCCUUGCAGACAUACAAUUGUCUAUCAUUAGAUAUGGGCUAGGUUUGCUCUGUCUAAGCUUCAUUAAUGCAAGCAAUGGUUGAGAGCAAGCUAUCAUGCAUAUAAUUGUCCUCUGAGCAAAAGGGUUGUUGCCACAAAUGCAGUAUGAACUAUCAGCAUUGACAAAAGUGUAGCUACUGUUUGAAACAAUAAGAAUGAGACUUACAUGUCACUACACAAACUUGUGCUCACUCAAAGUACCAUCAAUGGAGACAGAGUUUGUCUGAAGGGGGCUUCAGAUUAUCCAUUGUGGGUCAUAUCAUAAGAUGUAACAUCACUUGACUUUAAACUUGUGGGUGCCGGGGUCCAUCUUCCAUGGGGGGCAGGAUUUUUAAUCCAUUUACCACAAAAUGCCAGCGUGUCAUGCUCAGUAAGGCCUAGUGUCUGGGUGUUGGCUACCUCAGUUGAUUCUCUAUACUUGGUAACAAAGAGCAUGGCAAACCCCUGCAUAUAUCGAUGGCUUUUUAACAUGUUUUUUCCAACAUAAAAUCUUGGCAGCUACAUUUAAUACUAUUUAUGAAAUGUUGUCACAUGUCUUUCUAUUAAAGGUCUUUAUGAGUAGUAA
Molecule: messenger RNA, 1291 nt
Organism: Maylandia zebra (zebra mbuna)
Lineage: Eukaryota; Metazoa; Chordata; Actinopteri; Cichliformes; Cichlidae
Product: histone H3.3A
Cellular component (GO): nucleosome
Molecular function (GO): DNA binding; protein heterodimerization activity; structural constituent of chromatin
Source: RefSeq, a predicted model, not a curated record